UGGGUCACAUCUUCUGUUCCAGUUUCACCGGACUCAGAAGUGGACAUUGUCAGACCGGAUGAAGCGCACCUCGAGGGCGUACCACAAUUUAUCCAACAUCCAAAAUCAGUGUAUUAUACAAUGAAAGGACAUCCCGCCAUCCUGGAUUGCCUUGCCGAACCAGUAUCCCACGCAGCAGUCGUUUGCGCUGGAAAGGUUAUACCUUACAGAGGCCCAGAAGAAGAAGGAAGGCUAAAGGUGACUCGUUUAGAUGCCAACAACCAGCCAGACCCAACCGGAUCUAGAUGGCAUUUGGAGCUGCAAAUAUUUGCCAAAGAAGUGGAGGAAUGGUUUGAUUCUUACACCUGCCGGUGUGAGGCUUGGAGUAGAGUCACCAAGCUCCAACGCCCGAAGAAGGUCUUAAGCAGAGAGUCCGUGAUCAUUGAAGCAUACCUAGAACAAAAAUUCCAAGUUGAACCGAUUUCGACGAAUUUAACUGUGGGUGACAGACUCACUUUGUCCUGCGUCCCACCAAGAGGCAAACCUGAACCGGAGGUAUACUGGUUGAAGGAUGGCAUCCCAAUAAAACCAGGGACGAUGCCACAAAUCCUGAUGAACGACUACAAUCAGCUAAUCAUCGAGAACGCCACUGAGCAUGACAGUGGAAACUAUACCUGCGUAGCCGAAUGUUUGGCUGUGGAAUACCGCUUUGCUCAGUCGACAGUGAAAGUGAUCUCAAAAAAUAGGCAUGUUUCCCAACGUACAAAACACGAUGUUUGGCAAGAAUGGAGUGUGUGCUCUUGGACUCUUAUUUCGGACGCGACCGACCCAAAACUCACUAAAAACGUUUGCCAGCAAACGCGAUUGCGAAGCUGUUUUGUUAAACUGUCCGCCCUUAUACCUCUGUCCCUGGAGACCGACCCGGUUGUUAAAGAACAAUCAGUCCAGUCUACUUGCCCAUUACCAUUUGUACAGAAAAGGAACUGCUCAUCCAUUUAUUGUCCCAGAUUGACUAUGACAUGGAUGUCUCAAACUGACGACAUUGUGUUGAACAAGGGUACAGCAGGAAAUUGGAGAGAGAUGACAGCGGUGGCGCUCUAUGGUGGAUCCGUCCUCUUCCUGAUAGUACUACUUGCAGCUGUGGGAUUGCUUCUUGUCAAAAAACAGCAACUCAAACGGUCUGCGUUCUAUCAGUACGCUUCUUCGUGCUGCGCCAAAGAUUCGGCGUUCACAAAACGUGGAAAACAGAUGGAUUUAAGGAUAGAUGGUGAUUCUAUUGGAACCGUACUUCAAGUUGAUAAAAGGAAAACGUCAUCCAAAUGUUCGUCAAAGCCGGAUAUCCUUGUUCACACAAAUCACCAUACAGACUGGUAUAGAAAUGAAGAAGCCAGCACACAAUGGCCUACAGAUUCAUCUUCCUUACUCCGAUCAAUCUCACAAUCACCUACAAAGUCCCAUGGAAAAAACAGCCUUCUCAAAUGUGACCAACCGACUACUCAAUUGAUGGAUGGUACAAUUACCUGCGGUGUGCAGGCUUCUGUUGAAACUCAGGAUCAGUAUUGUGUAUACAGUGUGCCACAGUUUCACCCGUGA
Molecule: messenger RNA, 1572 nt
Organism: Opisthorchis viverrini
Lineage: Eukaryota; Metazoa; Platyhelminthes; Trematoda; Opisthorchiida; Opisthorchiidae
Exons: 6
Biological process (GO): cell-cell adhesion
Source: RefSeq, a predicted model, not a curated record